GCCGGAAAGAGUGUGGCUGCUGUGUAGACCUAGGACAUUGUUUCAAUACGACAUUCUGUAGUGGAUGUUCAGUUGGGCAGUACCAACCAAAUCCAGGCCAGGAUGACUGCAACGAGUGCCCAAAUGGCACCUCAACCAAUAACAAAACAAGCUCUCAAGUUUGUACGAACUGUACAGUUGGCCAUUUUGCUUCAGAUGCUGGCUCAGCAGUAUGUAGUCCGUGCCAACCAGGUACAUUUGUCAACAAAUCUGGAGCAGCCAAAUGUGAUUUAUGUUCUGCAGGUUUUUACAGCAAUCAAACAGGACAAACUGACUGUAGUCCAUGCGAUUUAGGUCAUUUUUGCAAUAAAUCAGAAUGUCAAGAGUGUCAGCCGUGCGCUCCAGGCCAGUAUGCUAACGUGACAGCCAGUCAACACUGCAGCUUAUGUGAAGCUGGUUCAGAUCAACCUGAGGCAGGUAAAAGUGGUUGUGACCCAUGUCUGGCAGGAUUUGAAGCGCUACAUCCAGGAGCUACUUCAUGUACUGGCUGCUUACCUGGUCAUUUCAAAAAUGAAACUAGCACAGCAUUUUGUCAGCCCUGCCCACAAGGCUAUAAUGCAAGUUCACUAAACAACACUGAGUGUAAGGCCUGCAUGCCAGGAAAGUAUCAAGAUAAAACUGGCCAGACUGAGUGUGCUGCAUGUCCUACCGGCUUAUAUUGCAACACUUCUGGAUGUAUACAUUGUAUGGGUUGUCCAGGUGGGCAGGAGACUGAUGACUCAAUACACUGCACCCUUUGUAGACCAGGGACAUACAAGCCUAGUAAUGAUUCCUCUUCAUGUAAAGGGUGUGAGCGAGGUUACUACACAAGCUCCAAUGGAUCACUGAAGUGCAAGCAAUGUCCGGCAGGCUAUUACUGCCCGCAAAACAACCGCCAGCCUGUGACCUGUCCAAGUGGGGCUUACUGUCCUCCAGGAAGCAUCUCUCCAAUCUGGUGUCAGGAUCCCUUCUUUCAGAUUGAUACACAAGUCUUGGACUGCAAAGCAUCGCCUAGUCUUAUUGCACUCAUCGUGGGAGUCAGUGUUGUUUUCGUCCUGCUGAUAGCAUUUGUUGCCUUCAGAGCUGUGAAAAAGUACCGUAGCUGGCGGAUCAGUAAAAUUGCGGAAUCAAGUGAACAUCGACCGCUGACCAACAGAGAAGAAAGCACUCCACCUGUUUACACUGGUUUAUAA
Molecule: messenger RNA, 1211 nt
Organism: Candidula unifasciata
Lineage: Eukaryota; Metazoa; Mollusca; Gastropoda; Stylommatophora; Geomitridae
Source: the annotation of a GenBank genome assembly